GCGUCCAGACAGAGGCUGGGACCAGCGGUCAGAGGGACUCAGGUCCCCACCCCAUGAUGCCUAUCCUGAAGAGCCUUCGAAUGCCAGACCCAAAGGGGACCCGUGCCAACACUCUGCCGCUGACACCUUCCAGGAACCCCUUUGAGUCCUCCUCAGGGGCAGAGGAUGAGGAGGAGAAGGGGGAACUGGAUGCCUUCCGUGGGGAGUCAACCCCUACCCUGCCUAAUGGGGCCUCUUGCCACCGCCGGGCCACCCUGGAGAAGCUGGUGGGCCUGUCACCCUUCAGGCUGGUCAGGGGAGGGGGCCGACGGGUGGGCAGCCCUGGAGAUGGGGAGUCCCGCUCCUUCUUGGGCCGGGUGCUGGGCCCUGGGGUCCGGCGGAGCUCUGCCGACUUUGGCCUCUUGGCCAGGCUCAACGGGGCCCGACAGGGUGGAACAGGGGAUGCUGAGGCUGCAGGCGAGGCAGCUCGGAGGCUGGCCUUCUUGAGGCUGGGACGAGGGCCCAAGCCCCGCCGGGGGUCCCUGGCAGAAAGGCUGAUGCCCUCAGGGGAGCCAGCCCUGGGGACAUCACCCCCAGCCCCAGCGCCACCCAAGGUGAAGGAGCCGCUGUCUGUCCUAGAGAUCCUCAGCUUGAUCCAGAAGCGAGAAUUGGCACGGGCAGAUGAACAUAUUCUGGAGUUAGAGGCUGAGGAGAAGCUGGUGACAUCAGGGUCCAGCCCUGGCAGCCUAGGGGAGGCCCGGGGUCUCCCUGAGGGCCGUCGGGCCCGAGAUGUGACCCUCCUCUAUGAAGCGUUGCAGAGAGAGCUCUGGGCACUGGUCAGGGAGACACUGGCAGACCCUGGAGCCACUGGAGGGACUGGAGGGGCCCCCCUGACCCAGCUGGGCCAGGUCCUGGCCCAGGAAGAGGAGGCUGAUGGGCACCGGGGACCGGGGGCAGCCCGGAGGUUCCGGGCCCGCUGGGCAGAGGCUGUGGGCCAGGUGGCUGGAGAGAGGCUGGAGGCAGCUGCCAAAGCAGAGGCUGAGGCCAUGGCUGGGAGGCUGGAGGCCCUGAGGUCUAGGCUGCUGGAAGACAUGGGGGCUAUUAGGACCCGCCUGGCACCUGCUUACCCACCAAGCCUGGGAGCCUUCGGUGUCUACCUUCGGGGUUAUCAUGGAGCCCUCUCUGAUUGGCUGAGGAAGGCCACCUACCAUUGGCUACCUCUGGCUGACCGCUAUGCCCUUCUGUACUGGCAUAACCAAGUUUAUCCAAGGGAGAUCUUGGGCCUGGUGAACAUGGUGGCCCUGGACAAUGGACAACUGGGGCCCCUCCUUCCCGCUGAAACCAUUCGGAGCCUGGAAGAUGAAUGUGUGACUGACGUCAAGGCUCAGACCCGAGCUGCGCUGCUCCAGACCCUGCAGGAAGAGGAAGAGCAAUGGAUUGGGGCUGAGGACCAGCCCAGCAGCCUGGCUCAAGAUGUCUGUGAGCUACUGGAAGAGCACACAGAUCAGGCCCCUCGCAUCAGCCAGGAAUUUGGGGAGCGGAUGGCACACUGCUGCCUGGGAGGGCUGGCUGAAUUCCUGCAGAGCUUCCAGCAGCGGGUAGAGAGGUUCCAUGAGAACCCAAGUGUCCGAGAGCUGUCGAGUGACAGUUAUAUCAGCAGGACAAUUACGUUGGUGAACUGUGGUCCCCCGCUUCGGGCCUUGGCUGAGCGUCUGGCCCGUGUGGGGCCCUCAGAGAGUGAGCCUGCUCGGGAGGCAGCUGCAAGUGCUCUUGACCGCGUCACCCGCCUCUGCCACCGAGUCCUAGCUGACCUGCUCUUUCAAGAACUGCAGCCCCACUUCUCAAAACUGAUGCGUCGAAAGUGGCUGACCAGCUCUGAGGCCCUGGAUGGCAUUGUGGGGACCCUGGGAGCCCAGGCCUUGGCCCUCAGAAGAAUGCAUGACCAGCCCUACCAGGCCCUGGUGGGGGAGCUGCACCGAAGGGCACUGGUGGAAUAUGUCCGGCCCUUGCUGAGGGGACGCCUUCGAUGCCGAUCUGCCCGCUCCAGGAGUCGAGUGGCCGGGAGGCUGAGGGAUGAGGCUGCCCAGCUCCAGAGGCUCUUUAGGCGACUGGAGUCUCAGGCCUCGUGGCUGGAUGCUGUGGUACCGCAUCUCGCUGAAGUUUUGCAGCUGGAGGAUACGCCCAGCAUCCAGGUGGAGGUUGGGGUCUUAGUUCGCGACUACCCUGAUAUCAGGAGGAAGCAUGUGGCUGCCCUCUUAGAUGUACGGGGCCUACGGAGCGCAGCUGCUCGUCAUGAGAUACUGGCUGUGGCCCGGGACCUGGAGCAGAGUGGGGAAGGGGCUCCUGCCCCUCCCAGGGACCGAGCUUUUUUUGCUGACAUUCCCGUCCCUCGGCCACCUUUCUGUCUGGGCCUCCCCCUCCCACUUGCCCGACUACCCCUCACCCGAUUCACUAGGCCUGAUCUUGCCUGCCUGCCCCGGCCCCGCCCUCAGCCUCCUGCCCGGCCUCGUGCCCAGCCCUGAGCGCAACUGGGACUCCUAGAACCUGCCCUAUGAUGCUGCUGUCCCAGCCUGGAAGCCUGUGUCUUCUCCCUUUCCCCCAACAUCUGCUGCUGAGAAAGACCCUGCCCCUAAGGAAGGAUCCUAUCCCUGAAUUUAAAACCAGGUUGUGGAGCAUGGGAUACCAGAGCCAGGAGAGUCCUCAGAACAGAAUGUCAUAGCUAGGAGAACCCUAGGAAGAUAGAAUAUCAGAGCUGGAAGAGCAUUUAGAACAUAGACCAUCAGAACUGGGAGAAUCUUUAGAACAUAGAUCAUCAGAACUGGGAGAACCUUUAGAACACUGAAUGUUAGAUUGGGAGGAACCUUAGAAUGGAGAAUGUCAGUGCUGCAAGGGACCUUAGGACAUAGAAAGUUAAGGUUGAAAAGGA
Trichosurus vulpecula (common brushtail) is the source of this 2905-nucleotide messenger RNA. RefSeq names its product exocyst complex component 3 like 2 (gene EXOC3L2). Gene Ontology annotation, molecular function: SNARE binding. The record is from RefSeq and is a predicted model, not a curated record. Gene Ontology annotation, biological process: exocyst localization; exocytosis. The transcript has 12 exons. Gene Ontology annotation, cellular component: exocyst. The coding region runs from base 54 to 2501 and encodes 815 amino acids. Lineage: Eukaryota; Metazoa; Chordata; Mammalia; Diprotodontia; Phalangeridae.